AUGUCGCCCGCUUACAAGAUACUUGGUAUGUCUGUGCAACCACAUGUGCUGGCCAUUGGAACACUAUUGGCCACAGGUGCAGGUGUCUACCUUGGAACAGGCAAAAACGAAGAUCAGAACAAAGCCGAGUCCAAAGAACCUGUUAAACAGGGAGAAUCUGAAGUUGAUGUUGAAAAAUUGUUGAAUCAGUUUUUAGAGAGUGAAACUGAGAAAAAAUGA
This is a messenger RNA of Torulaspora delbrueckii, 219 nucleotides long. RefSeq names its product Mco10p (gene MCO10). Bases 1 to 219 code for a protein of 72 amino acids. NCBI's taxonomy places the organism in Eukaryota, Fungi, Ascomycota, Saccharomycetes, Saccharomycetales, Saccharomycetaceae. The record is from RefSeq and is a predicted model, not a curated record. The transcript has a single exon. Gene Ontology annotation, biological process: proton motive force-driven ATP synthesis.